Molecule: messenger RNA, 1008 nt
Organism: Aureobasidium uvarum
Lineage: Eukaryota; Fungi; Ascomycota; Dothideomycetes; Dothideales; Saccotheciaceae
Source: the annotation of a GenBank genome assembly
AUGUCAAGAUCUUCGGCUCAGAUACCAGUCAUCGAUAUCUCGUCCUCUAAUCCACAUGCUGUGACACAGCUUCUCGACGCUGCAGCCAACAAUGGCUUCGUGUUUGUCGAGAACAAUGCAGCCGCGGGAAUGCCUCCUUCCAAAGUCGAGACCAUGUUUGGUUUGAGUAAACAGUUCUUCCAUGGUCCGAUCGAGCACAAGCAAGAAUGUCCAACUCAGAACAAUCGAGGAUGGGUUUCUAUGCAGCAAGAGACGCUCGAUCCGGGUAAUCAGAAGAGAGGUGAUUUCAAAGAAGCCUUCAACCUCGGUGAAUUCAACGGCAACAAGCCAAACCAACCACUCCCCAAACCCUUCUCUACCCAAGUAGACACCGUAGCAGACUUUAGUCACUCUUGCCAUGCUCUCUGCAACAAGAUCCUCCAACUCUUUGCCGAAGCCUUGGAGAUCCCAUCAGACUGGUUCAGCUGUCGUCACGAUCAGUCCGAGGGACCAUCAGGAAGUAUAAUGCGUCUCCUCUACUAUCCUUCUGUCCCAGAUACUUUGGCACCGGAUGAAGACGACAUUCGCGCAGGUGCUCACAGUGAUUACGGCACCCUAACCCUCCUUUUCCAACUCCCAGGUCAACCAGGUCUGGAAAUCAAAACUCCCUCUGGCGAGUGGGAAAGCGUGCCCGUAGACCCUCACGGCACUUUACUCAGUGACCCUUCCAAGCCUUUGCCCAUUUUGGUGAACAUUGGUGAUCUUCUAGCUUAUUGGACAAACGGUCUGUUGAAGAGUACAGUGCAUAGGGUCAUAUUCCCAAAGGACGCAAGACGAGGUGGCGAGGACAGGUAUUCGAUGGCUUAUUUCUGCCAUCCAUUGGACGAGGCUGAACUUGUUCCUGUGCCGAGCAAGCGUGUUGAGCAAUAUGAGGGCGGUGCUGAAGGCGUGAGGAAGGAAGGGCAGACGAUGACGGCAAAAGAUCACUUGCUUGAGCGUCUGGCGGCGACAUAUGGGACAAAAGCUUAG